Doryrhamphus excisus (bluestripe pipefish) is the source of this 2362-nucleotide messenger RNA. It is a transcript of the gene irf5, whose product is annotated as interferon regulatory factor 5. Gene Ontology annotation, cellular component: nucleus. Gene Ontology annotation, biological process: immune system process; regulation of transcription by RNA polymerase II. Gene Ontology annotation, molecular function: DNA-binding transcription factor activity, RNA polymerase II-specific; RNA polymerase II cis-regulatory region sequence-specific DNA binding; protein binding. The record is from RefSeq and is a predicted model, not a curated record. Lineage: Eukaryota; Metazoa; Chordata; Actinopteri; Syngnathiformes; Syngnathidae.
UUCACUUUUUGCAUGCGGUGCUUGCUCUGCUUACUUUUUGUCGUUGGAGAGGAAAACUCUUUGACAGCAAAUAAGAAGCGUGAACAGUCAACGCUUCAUCACCAUGAGCGUACCAGCCCGAAGAGUCCGUCUGAAACCGUGGCUUCUGGCGCAGGUGGACAGUGGAUGUUUCCCUGGUCUUCAUUGGCUCAGUGCGGACCGCCAACUCUUCCAGAUCCCUUGGAAACAUGCGACACGCCACACGCCAACAUGUGAAGAGGAAAACACCAUCUUCAAGGCGUGGGCCCUGGAAACAGGAAAAUUCCAGGAAGGUGUGGAUGAUCCCGACCCAGCCAAGUGGAAAGCCAACCUUCGUUGUGCGCUAAACAAAAGUCGAGAGUUCCAACUCAAGUUUGACGGCACCAAAGAGACACCGGCUGUAGCCUACAAAAUUUAUGAAGUUGUUUGCGGCGAUGCCACGGCUGACAACAAUGAAAUGCCAAAUCUGACAGAGCUGACAAUUGAUUCCAGGAUCAGUGACUCCGCCUCUUUCGUGCCUCUACCGCCUCCCCCCAGUGAUGUCAGCCAGUUUGGUGUGAAAACGUUUGGACUUCCUCAUCCUGUGUGCUGUGAGCAGGUAUUAGAUGAGGCCCCCAUAGAGUCCUGCUCUGUGGUCCAGGGUCAGGCAGACCCUCCAAACCUGCUCAGCAGCAUCCCAUUAACUGAUCUAGACCUGAAGUUCCAAUACCGCGGCCGAGCAAUGAGUUCUCUGACGGUCAGUAACCCUCAGGGCUGCCGGCUGUACUAUGGACAUCUGGAGCCCAACCCAGAGCAGGUGGACCUGUUUGGACCCAUUACCUUACAGCAGGUCCUGUUUCCGGGAACUUCUGAGAUCCUGAGCCAGAAGCAACGUGGAUUCACAGAGGCCCUGCUAAAUGUGAUGGAUCGGGGCCUGAUCCUAGAAAUCUGCCAGCAGGACAUCUACGCUAUCCGCCUCUGUCAGUGCAAGGUGUUCUGGUCUGGACCAGGCGUGCCUGAUCAUGGUCAACCCAAUCAGUUGGAGAGGGAGAGGAGGGUCCGGGUGUUCAGCCUCAACGACUUCCUGCAGGGACUCAUCUUAUACCAGAAAGGUGAAACGCAGAACGCCCCCCCCUUUGAGAUCUACUUCUGCUUUGGGGAGGACUGGCCCGACCAGAAACCCAAAGAGAAGAAGCUCAUUGUAGUUCAGGUGGUUCCUGUAGUGGCUCGGAUUCUAACAGAAAUGUUCUCUGGAGGAGACAGCUGGUCCAUUGACAGUAUCCGACUGCAGAUCUCCAAUCCAGAUGUGAAGGACCAGACAGUGGAGCAGUUUAAAGAGCUCCAGAGACUCAUCCACAGCCAACAUCUGCAGGCUCCCUGGACUCCCACUGUUCCCUAAAAAACAGGCGAAGCCCUCCAACCCAGUACAGAUCCGGACCGGGCUAAUGAGAACCAUCCAGGACAGUUCUACCGACUUAUCUUAGCAUGCUAACAGUAUUUGGGGCGUCACCAGACGAAACGCUACACGAGAUUGGUUCUACGAGAACAAGAUGACUGAACAUGACUUUUAAGAGGAAUGCAGUGAAACAUCUACUCAUUUCAUUUCUACUAUGGUCACGGGAUUUGAACAUGCAUACAAGUUACAUUGAAUACAGCAUAUCUUUCCACAUGUCCAAAAGGUGUUGUCUCAUCCCACCCACAUCUGGUGCAGUACAUUUAUUCACUUCCUGUAUUGCAUUGGGAUUUUUUUUAACACAAGUGAUAACCUAAUGCAGGGGUCAGCAACCCACGGCUCCAUUGCUGCACGUCGCUCUUCAGCCUCUUUGUCGUGGCUUCCUUUGCAAUGCUCAAGUAUUUUUUAACACCCGAAUUGGGAAAAUACCUAUCUUAGGAAUUAGUUUUUUUUUCACUUGACUUCCCUGCCCCUGAAUGAAUCCUGGCUGAAUUCUGACGAGUGAUUGGAUGAGCUCGAGCAAUGGAGGGGAAGCGGGUGUUUGGCUGGCUGCUUUGGUUGGGAUAUUAAAGGUCUCCCCCAAUGUGCUAAACUAACCAUGAAUCUACCCCCCCCCCCCCCACAGUUUUUAAUUCUGCAUGGACAGAUGCCUUUGUCUUCUCAGCUUCUCUGGCUUACAUUUAUGCUUCACUAUUUGCAAUUUGUAUUUUGCUGUUAAAACUGGUCAAAUUAAGAACUACUCAAACUUUCAAAAAUUUAUAAGAUAUAUUUUUUUAAUUAUGUUUUGCAGCUGCCGUCUAUUUUCCUUUAGUAAGCGUGGGGGCAAAACGGCUCUUUUGAUAGUAAAGGUUGCCGACCCCUGACCUAACGGAACAAUAUGGUGAUGUCAUUAUUAAGAUAAUCAUUAGUGUA